Molecule: messenger RNA, 1401 nt
Organism: Cyprinus carpio (common carp)
Lineage: Eukaryota; Metazoa; Chordata; Actinopteri; Cypriniformes; Cyprinidae
Product: GDP-D-glucose phosphorylase 1
Biological process (GO): glucose metabolic process
Cellular component (GO): cytoplasm
Molecular function (GO): GDP-D-glucose phosphorylase activity
Source: RefSeq, a predicted model, not a curated record
UGACCAAUCAGACACGUUCAAUGCGUGGCGUGCCGACACAAGUAUGAGCUGCAGUAUCAUUCUCGUAAAUGUUGGCGUUAUUUGAAUGAAAAGACAGCGUGUAUAUAAUGUAACAAAACUAUGGCUGAUUCUUCUUUUUUCACCUACACUAACAAGGACUUUAUAAAUGAUGUUUGUUCUGGCCAGCAGACCAGGUCGAGAUUUGACAUUGCGUUGCGCUCCCGAUGGACUGAGAAGAGGAACGCCGGGUUGUUCCGGUACCAUCUGGACGAUCUGGAGACGCGCGUGCUCCCCGGUCCGUGUGGCUACAUCGCUCAGCUGAACAUCAUGAGAGGCAUCGAGAGACGAAAACCUCAAGAGAUCCUGAGCGUCCGGCAGAACUUUGACCCGAAGCAGUUCAAUUUCAACAAGAUCAACCCGAAAGAGCUGCUGUUUGAAUUACUGAAAGAGAGCGAAAGCUCGUGCGAAGCCAUAUGCCAUCAAAAUGGUUCAAAAAAGAAGUGCAAAGUCAUCAUAAACGUAAGUCCGUUAGAAUUCGGGCACUGUUUGCUCGUACCAGAACCGGACACGUGUCACCCUCAGAUACUGACACCUUUGGCGGUUCAGAUGGGGAUAGAAACGGUUCUGCUGAGCGCUGAUCCGGGAUUCAGAGUUGGUUUCAACAGCCUGGGUGGUUUUGCUUCAGUCAACCAUCUCCAUCUUCACGGCUACUACCUAAACCACCAACUGAGGAUUGAAACCUCCCCAGUAGAACCCAUCCUGCCUAAAAAGAACUUGUAUCGCCUUCUGGACUUCCCAGUAGGCUUUCUGUUCUACACCCAGGGUCCAAACCUGGAUUUGACAGUCAAUGCAGUUUGCGGUCUCACUGAUGCUAUGGUUGACAGGAACAUCGCACACAACAUCUUCAUCACUCGAGGUUGCCCUCCACAGAGGGAGCGUGACCCGUCUUCUUCCCGAAACGGGGUGAGGGUUAUCGUAUGGCCCCGGCUGUCCUGUUUUGGGGCCAAAGAAGAGUCGGCCUUCAACGUUGCCCUGUGUGAGCUCGCCGGACACCUUCCCUUCAAAAACAGAGAAGACUAUGAGACCGUCACUGAGGAGGGGGUCCAAGACAUAAUCCGGAAAUAUCUGCUGCCCCAAGAAGAGUUCAGUGAAUUGCAAAAGCAUGUCAUGAAAUGUUUAUAGAUGGUACUUUAUUUAUUUUUUCUUUCUUUCUCUUGAAGGUACAAAUGAAGUACAUAAUUGUAUUUCAUGUGGUGUAAAGAUUGUAUGAUUUUUUUUUUUUAUGUUGUGCAAAAUAUUUUAAAUGUUAUGUAAAAAUAGCAUUUUAUUUAAAAAAUACAAUUAUAUUAUAUCUACUGUUUUAAAAAAUAUUACAAUAAUACAGAAAGUUGUGUGCUGUUA